GGAGGUGUCGGGGCACCCAGCCGAGACUGCGUCUGACGACGGGGUGGGACUCGGUAGCUGCCCGGAUGUGGCGCCGAGCCCGCCGAGCCCGCCCACCCCGGCGAGAGGCGCGCCGAGGCUCUGCUCGCUGCGGUGACCUACGCGGGAGGACCGCUGCUUCGCCCGAAAAAUUCACUUAUGUAUGUACACAUAAUAUUGCAUACUUCAGAGGCGGCUUCCAGGACCUGCUGAAGUUUAUCCUCUAGCAGUCCAUGGACUCCACGGACUCCAAGGGCGGAAUGCAGACGAUCAAAUGUGUGGUGGUAGGAGACGGGGCUGUAGGUAAGACCUGCCUCCUCAUCAGUUACACCACAAAUGCCUUUCCUGAGGAGUAUAUCCCCACUGUCUUUGACAACUAUAGCGCACAGACAGCCGUGGAUGGCCAGCUUGUCAGCCUGAACCUGUGGGACACAGCUGGCCAGGAGGAGUAUGACCGACUGCGAACGCUGUCCUACCCCCAGACCAAUAUCUUUGUCAUCUGUUUUUCCAUUGGCAACCCAUCCUCGUAUGCCAAUGUGAGGCAUAAGUGGCACCCGGAGGUCUCCCAUCAUUGCCCCAAUGUACCUGUUCUGCUGGUGGGUACCAAGAGAGACCUGCGGAAUGACAUUGAGACGGUGAAGAAGCUGAAGGAACAGAGCCUAGUGCCCACAACGCCUCAGCAAGGCACUUCCCUGGCUAAGCAGGUGGGGGCUGUGAAGUAUCUGGAAUGUUCAGCCCUGAUGCAGGAUGGGGUGCACGAGGUAUUUUCAGAAGCUGUCCGGGCUGUGCUUUACCCUGCCACAAAGAAGAACACCAAGAAGUGUGUCCUUUUAUAGCUUUUGGGGUGCCACUUGGGGACUGCACGUAAGGGGGAAGAAGAAGAGGGAUUCCUUUGAUAGCAUUGAACAAUGCCGGCGUGAGCCAUUUGUCUCUUUUCCUAGAAACCCUAGACUCCAGAUUGUUGGGCUUUUGGAGGAACAAAGAUAGCCUGGUUUGUACAUGGCUGCUUUGAAGUUUGGUCUGAACCUUUUGGAGGAAGUUUGGAGAGAGAUAGAGAGAGUGAGAGAGAGAGACUGACUGACUGACUUUUACCUCUGAAUUAGCUUUCCUAGCUGUAUUUACCAUCGAGCAAGUGCCUCACAGAAGGACAAGUUUCUACAGUUUUCAAAUCAUUGCCUUAAACUUUCUGAUAUACUAAUUUUGGAAAGUCAUGUGAUUCCUGGGGAUACCCGGUGUCGACAUGUUCUUCCCAUUCUGGAGAUAAGACAUGUUCGCAAAAAAUGGUUAAGCAGCAUUUUUCAGAGUUCUGGGAGAUACUAAUAGAUGCUCAUUAACAAGGUUCCGUGGUCAAGUAAGUCAGGAACCAGUAGGUUUUUUUUAAGUGUUUUUUUAAAUUCCAGUUAGUUAACAUACAGUGUAAUGUUAGUUUCAGGUGUGCAAUACAGUGAUCCAGUACUGCCACGCAACACCUGGUGUUCAUCACAGGUGCCCUCCUCCUUAAUCCCCAUCACCUAUUUACCCCACCCCACCCUCUUCUGGUAACCAGUGGUUUAAAUAAAGCUGAACAGGUUCCUCUACUGGAGGGAUUUAUAACUUUUAAUAAGUAGGCAACAUUUCCCAAAUUUAUUUCACUGAACUUUUUUUUUUUUGGUUCCACACAACACCUGUUAACAUCUCUGGAAACAGAGUUUCAGAGAUGCUGGGUUAAUAGGAACUAGAAAUUGCCAAAGAGGCUGUGGAAAAAAAGCAUAAUGAUGUUUCCCUCUUUAUGCCUUUGAGAGGAAUGUUUAUCAGCCAUGAACUUGUUACUGGUUCCUCUUCCACCCUUAGGAGAUGGCUUUGGCACUUAGUCACGAUAGUGCAUGGGAUGUGGGGUCUGAUGGUCAGAUCUGCUAUCAGAUUAUGAUAGCACUAUGGGCCUGGUGAUGUGGAAUUAAUCCCCCAUAAAGCCUUGUCCCUGAGGCUUCUGUGAGGCCCCUUUUUUCCAUCAGCUUCUGCUUUAGGGAAAGACUACUGAAGGUUAACCCCACAAAUCAACCAACCAACCAACCAACCAAACAAAAUGUUCUGCCAGUCAUUAGCAGGGAGUUGUGUAAUUCUUCUCAGUGUCCUGCCUUGCUCUCUUCCUGUUCCUCCCUCCUCUGUACAUCUGUGUGUGCGUGUGUGUGUAUGUGUUUUCAGUCCUAGUUGCCUUUUGAGGUCUUUUAGUUGCUCCAAGAGAGUUGGCGUAUGUUGGAUCCCCAGACCCUGGGGCUGUCCCAUGUGUGGGGAUUGUGCUGGGGUUGCUCAGCCUGCGCUGGGGCGGUAGGAGUCUGACUCCUUACCCGAGUAAGCCUGCUUCUCCUUAUUCUCUCUAGUUGUAUUUUUGAUUCAGAAGGGAAACUUACUUCUCUACGUGGCGGAUAGUGGUUGACAACUCCACUGUGCCCAUAUCCUCUCACCCUGCCAAAAAAGCAUGGGAUCUUUGAGGGUUUGGGAAAUGGAGUUAAAGGGUCACAUAGCUCCUUCUGUGGUGAACAAAGUGUCUCUGCUUUGUUCUAGGACGGUCUGGUGUUGCCCUUUGACAGUAUAUGAUCUGAUUAGUCCUCAGGUUAACCGAGCCUCCUGGAUGGGGUUGCCAGAUAAAAGAGAGUGGUUUGUUUUGUUUUGUUUUUUACAAAUAAUUUUUUAGUGUAAGUAUGAACCAUGCAGUAUUUGGGACAUAGAGUGAAAAAAAAAAACAUGAUUUGCUGUUUAUCUGAAACUCAAAUUUAAUGGGGCAUCCUGUAUUCUUAUUUCCUAAAUCUGGCACCCCUAUUCUUGGAGAAUCGGAAAGCUGGAGGUCAAGUAGAUACCAAGUAUUGUUAGAAAGGAAAAGGUUACAUUAGCUCACUAUUCUUCCUCCUUUUCCUUGGGUUUUCCCUUCCCUCACCAUAGACUGAAGUGUUCUGUUUUGCUUCUCCUUUAUCACAGCACUCUCCUCUUCAUAUAGUAAUUCAUUGGUGUAUAUUUCUACACCAUUGUCUACAGCUGUGGAGGGUCCAGGAUGGAUAGUAUUGUCCAGUAGAUGUCUUCUAUCUCAGUUUCAAUGUACUGUAUCUAUUUCUGGUGUGUGACCCAGGGCCUCCUGUUGGGGGGGGUGUUGUAGGGGCUCUGUAUGAACAGGAUGUUAACUGGAAGAGGGUGAGGGUAGCCCUCCUUCACUAAGGCCCAGUAGCACUUUGGAAAGUGGGGUCUAGAAUCAUAGUGUGGGGACUGUAGGAGUCAACUGGCCUGUGGGCACGUGUGCCAACUGCUCUGUGUAGUCACUGAGUGUUCCCAACAGGCAGCCAAAUGAAGCACGUAUUGCUUGAGUGUAUUCCAGUCUCAGGAUGUUCAGAUUGACGCCUGAGGUGCUUACAGGACUUCAUGGUUGGAGGGAGCUAGAAACACAGCUGUCGCCUGUGUCUCUGGGAACUUUCCAUUUAGCUACUGAAAUCGUUUUAAUUGGCUUUUAAGUUAAUAGUGCCUCCUGCUUCCGCUUUGCCUGGCAAAAUCUCAAAUGUAAGCCUGGGCUUGGUUUGGUCGAACGUGUGUCCUCUAGCGAAUGGAGGUAUGAUCCACAAAUCUGAGAGUAUGGCUUUGUACUGGGCUGAUCUGAUGGUCCUAAACAGAUACUGACAUCUUGAUUUUUAGACUUACAAGGAAUUUGUAUGACGACUAACACGCCGAUACCACUUUUAAAUUGUUCAUAAUGAAUGGCAAUAAACUUUUCUGAUUUUA
Ailuropoda melanoleuca (giant panda) is the source of this 3759-nucleotide messenger RNA. RefSeq names its product rho-related GTP-binding protein RhoG. Bases 252 to 854 code for a protein of 200 amino acids. The transcript is spliced from 3 exons. NCBI's taxonomy places the organism in Eukaryota, Metazoa, Chordata, Mammalia, Carnivora, Ursidae. Gene Ontology annotation, molecular function: GTP binding; GTPase activity. Gene Ontology annotation, biological process: small GTPase-mediated signal transduction. The record is from RefSeq and is a predicted model, not a curated record.